AUGUCCAUCGCCCAGGCGGCGGCCAAGGCCAUGCUAUCUGAUGCCCUGCUCCAGCACGGCUCUGAGAUAAACCGGAUCAGCCACCUGGAGCUGGAGCUUCCUCUGGACAAGGUCAUCAAAUUUGUGUCUGUCGGCCUUCCACUGCUGCUGGUGUGCAUGGCGUUCGCCCGCGAGAUCUCCCUGGGGCCCCAGAUCAGCUGUUUCCCUCCCAGCAAUUUCACCAUCAAGCAGGCCAGCUACGUCGACACGUACUGCUGGGACUCUCUCAUGCAUCAUGAGUUUGACAGCGAGGGGAACUUCGAGGAGCGCUCUCUCUGGGUUCACAAAAUGUUCCCUUACUCCCUUAUGGCCAUGGCGGUGCUGAUGUACCUGCCAGCUCUGAUCUGGCGCCAGCUCGUCAUGCCCACACUGAGCUCAGACCUGCUCUUCAUAAUUGACGAACUAGACAAGUCAUACAACCGUUCGAUCCGAAUGGCCCAGAACAUUCUAGAUAUGCGGCAGAACACCAAGAACCCCCUCACAUUUCAGGCUGAGCUGAAGAGGGCCAAGAAGAAGCGAUACUUUGAGUACCCUCUACUGGAGAGAUACAUGCAGUGCAAGCAAAACUCCUACUUCCUCGUUAGCAUGCUUUUCUUGCGGGGCUUCCUCCUCCUGACCUUCAUGACUGCUGCCUGUCUCUACUUGGCCUACUUCCACCUCUCCGCCUUCCUGCAGGACGAGUUCAGCUGCUUUGUCCGCACGGGCAUGCUGCGUGACCAGAACUGGGUUCCGGAGCUGGUUCAAUGUAAAAUGAUUGGCCAGCUGGUCUUUCAGGUGAUAAGUGUGGCCAAUGGCGCAAUUUAUGUCCUGUUGGCUCCCAUUGUUCUUUUCAGCUUGAUCCGGCUCUUUGUUUGGGACACCACCUUCAUCUCUGUCUAUGAGGUGCUCCCAGCUCUGGAUCUCAUCAACCGCCGCCGGCUUGGGUGCCCACUGAAUGACCUCAAUGUCCUUAUGCUGUUCCUGCGUGCCAACGUAGCGCACCUGAAGUCAUACGGAAAAGUGAGGGCAUUGUGUUCACUGGCGCCGCCACAGGUUGGCAACACCACCGCAGGGCAAGGCUUAAACGCAAUGUUGACCCAAGAAGAGAUAGAGGAGCGUGAAGAGGCUGCGAUGGAGCUGGCAGAGGAGGUAGAGGAGGCCAAGGAGGAGGGGAAACUCAACUUAGUGGAUAUCAUGACUAUUCUGGGAGCAGCACAAGGACGAGUGGUAAACUGCAGCGAGAAGAGGCCUCUCGUGGAGGAGAAUAUGAGUCUGGAGCCAAACCACCAGGGGUACCAUGAGUUGAAGGAGACAGCACCAUUUAGUCAUUACUAGGCCUCCUUUGGACUGAGUCAAUGUGAUAACAGUGAGGGGGGGUUGGCAGACAGUAGAUUUUCAAGAGUACUGUACACCAAGACUGCUGACACCAUUCAUGGGGUUUUGCCGUCUGGAGACAAAACAAGGCCUCUUUUAGAAUUACAGGGCAAAUAGUUCUGGUUGGAUAUGUCAGUGGGUUUGUCCUUUUAAAGCAUCUGCAGAUCUGUAGCUGCCACAGACAUUUCCUUCUCUCUGGAUUUUAAGAAGCCAAGGAAGCAUGCAAGGGAAAGUGACUAUUAUCAUCAUAGUGCAAGAAGACAGGCUGGGCAAUCUAAACUAAGUCUGACCAAACAGUAGUUAACUAUAUUUCACCAUGACUUGCGUAUCAUGUGCAUCUGUAAGUAAUGGUGUGCUAUGAAAAUAUACAUACACUGUAUUUAUCAUUCAAGAGACAGGAUUUAUUUUUCUCGUGGCAACUAUGGAUUCAAUCAGCUGUAACAUCCUGCAACUUUUUUUUAAUGAACUCAAGGUUAAAUGAAUGAAUAU
Platichthys flesus (European flounder) is the source of this 1881-nucleotide messenger RNA. RefSeq names its product pannexin 3 (gene panx3). The record is from RefSeq and is a predicted model, not a curated record. The transcript is spliced from 5 exons. The coding region runs from base 1 to 1353 and encodes 450 amino acids. Lineage: Eukaryota; Metazoa; Chordata; Actinopteri; Pleuronectiformes; Pleuronectidae. Gene Ontology annotation, biological process: monoatomic cation transport; positive regulation of interleukin-1 production. Gene Ontology annotation, molecular function: channel activity.